AUGGAGGCAGAAUUCUACAAUAAGCUUCAUCGACGCUUUCCAAUCGCGGAAAUUCCAGCUCUUAUAAGUGACCUGGGCGCUCUUGAACUCCACUCCGAGAGAUUUAUUGAGAAUUUCGAAAUAAUAUGUACUCGCAACCCAUACUACGCUAAAAAACUCUUAAAAUGGAUGAUAGAUGCGCCCAUUGACAAAUACGUUACUAUAUCACAAGAUAACUUAGAUGAUGAGCACCUCUUAGAAUGGAUUUAUCCUCGUUACGUAGACUUGCUGCCCGUUGGACCUCCAAGUCCCACUACUAAAGAUAUAAUUCGGUACCAGUUUGGACCACCUCCAAUGCCAUCAGUCGAUAUUCUAGAAACUCCUAACCUUCUUAGCGCUUUAGGAACAACGGGAUUCCGUACGUGGGAAGCAGCAUUGUAUUUAUCAUACUAUUUAUGUUCAGAAGCUGGCAACCCCGUAUAUAGGAACGCGACGAUUUUGGAACUUGGAGCAGGAACUGGGAUGGUCAGCCUUACCUGGCUAAAAUUACACCCCGAGUCCAGUGUUUAUGUGACUGAUGGCGACGCUACCCUUUUGGAGACGCAGCUUCGCGAAAAUUUCGUUAUCAAUGGGUUCGAGCCAGCAAAAACCCCAAGAAUUAGCUUGCGCCGACUAUUGUGGAAUGUCGACCAGCCUCCACAAAAUGACAUCGUGCUUGCCGCAGAUGUCGCAUACGACAGCAAAUUGCUACCAGACCUCUGCAGUUGCCUAGCUACCUCACUGACGGAGAGUGGAACGCAGUACGCGCUCGUCGCAGCAUCAGUCCGCAACGAGGCUACCGUAAUUGCCUUUCAAGAACAGUGUAAUCAGCUGGGUAUAGCUUAUACUAUCAUAAAGUCUACAGAGAAUGAGGAUAGCUAUACACGGGGCUUCUUCGCGCAGUGCAUGACUGGACCACUACUAGCGCCCAUUAGAAUAUAUAGAUUAAAUCUAAGGUCAUAA
Messenger RNA from Eremothecium sinecaudum, 981 nucleotides. It is a transcript of the gene EFM3, whose product is annotated as protein-lysine N-methyltransferase. The record is from RefSeq and is a predicted model, not a curated record. NCBI's taxonomy places the organism in Eukaryota, Fungi, Ascomycota, Saccharomycetes, Saccharomycetales, Saccharomycetaceae. The coding region runs from base 1 to 981 and encodes 326 amino acids. The transcript has a single exon.